AUUAGUUAUCCCCAAGUCUUCAUCUAUUCCAAAUGUAUGUAAUACGAUCAUUUUUGACGCAAACAAAAAUUAAAAUUUUGACGGAUGUAAUACUCCUGUGUAAUUUGUUUAAAAAUAUAAAUGGGAUUAAAGACGCCAGCACACCCCAAACUAGUAUAAAUAGCUGUACACUGCCACCUCAUCCAAGAUUUGGUGGAUGGACCGCCUUUCAAACAAAUCUUGCCCCAUCUGUGGGCGAUGCCGUGCCUGUGGGUACCAUUCUUGAAAUCAGUUGUUACUACGGUUACAAAUUAAAUGGUGGUGCGAUCAGUGCUUGCAUUCGGGGCCAAUGGAGACCCGAAGUGGGUCAAUGUUUACGUACUUGUCCUUCAUUACGUACCACCACUAUUACGACAGUUAGUUGUAUCUACAAAGGGGAAACUUUAGCGACUUGUUUGGACGUGGUUGAAGGAACGAGAGCACAUUUCCAAUGUUCCCCGUUUUAUGAAAUCCAAGGGCUGAACAAGUUUCCAGUAAGAAUAUGUUCCAGGGGACAGUGGAGUGGUGGUAUUCCAGAAUGCGUACCAGUGUGCGGUAAAAAAGGCAUUACAAAGGACCCUACUUUAAUUGUGGGAGGUUUCAACACAACGUCACUUGAAUACCCUUGGCAGACGGCCUUAUAUUUCAAAAGAACCAAAGUAUUAAUCUGUGGAGGAACACUACUGAGUCAAAAGACAAUCUUGACAGCUGCACACUGCGUCACAAACGACAAAGGUCAACUACAACCGAAAGAAAACUACAUAGUGGCUGUUGGCAAGUCUUAUCGCAGCUACAACGAUUCGAGGGACAACGCAGCUCAAUUUUCUUCAAUAGAAGAAAUGUAUGUUUCUAGACAAUACAAAGGGUACAUUCAACAUUACUUUGGAGACAUCGCAAUAAUAGUCGUAAAUACAACGUUCGUACUCUCGCUUAACGUUCAACCAGUUUGUGUAGUUUGGGAAAAAAAAUUCCAUCAGUCACUAGAAAAUAUCACCAGAGUGAACCAAACUUACGCAAGCGGUUGGGGCUUUACUUCCGAAAAUAAGAACCCUUCAGACGUUCUUAAAUCGUUGAAAGUUCCACUUAUAGGUAAAGAUGAGUGUGAACGCAGCUUGUCCGAAGAUGAUUUAGAGUACCUGACCGACGAUAAACUAUGUGCCGGUUUCUUAGAAUCUGGCAAAUCUGUGUGUAAGGGAGACAGCGGCGGGGGUUUGGUGACCAAACACGGUGGUAGAUACUACAUCAUAGCCGUCGUCAGUAUUGCUCCACAAUCGUCUACAGCUAUUGGUGGAUGUGAUAGUCAACAAUAUGGUUUGUACACCAGAUUUUCGUAUUACAUUGAAGACUUUUUAAUCGACGUAGAAGCCAGAUUUGCGCCGUCCGAACACCAUGUGUAUUGCACUAGCGAUGAUUGUUUCACUGCUUCUACAAACGCAUCAAUAACUUCUGCAAGAAGUGGCUGUAUAUUACCCGAUCAUCCCACGUUUGGCAACUGGUCCAUCCUUGGUGCAUCUUCCAAUCACUUUAUGCCAGGAACGUUGGUGGUACCAGGCACUGUUUUGAAAAUAGAGUGCAAGUUGAAUUAUACUCUGAGUGGCCACAGUAGUGUGUUUUGCGAGAAGGAAUUGUGGUCAUCCAAUGUUGGCGAGUGCUUAGCAGGUGCAGCACUCAACACCACUGCUGAAGAUUGUUUCCUGUCCAGCGCAUACGGUUGUUGUCCAGACAACCUCACAACAGCUACAGGACCCAACAAUGCAGGAUGUGGUUGCGAAUAUACGACACAUGGUUGCUGUCCCGAUGACAUAACUCCUGCGAGGGGUUCCAAUUAUACGGGUUGCGGGUGUGUGUCCAGUAAAAACUUUGAAGGUUGCGAAAUUGUUCCUGAAAAUUUGCAAGAGCGUUGUAGCCUGUCGAAAGAACGGGGGUCCUGUCGCAACCACUCUAUUAGGUGGUUCUUUGAUAUGGACUAUGGUGGGUGUUCUCGGUUUUGGUACGGCGGCUGCGAUGGUAACGCUAAUCGGUUUAAAACUCAGGAGGAGUGUGUUGGUAUAUGCGUCAACCCUGAGGGACUUGAUAGAUGCAAGCUUCCGAAGGUGUCUGGACCGUGCGAAAAGAAUCAUUCGCAAUGGUUCUAUGAAGCAGAGGGUAAACACUGCGCACAGUUCAUCUAUGGGGGUUGUUUGGGUAACAAUAACAGAUUCGAGACCAGAGAGGAAUGUCUUGCUCUUUGCGUGAAGAACGAUAGUGUUGGUAAGAAGAGUGGUUGAGAGUGGUUACAAAUAUCCUUAAGGUAUUACAGAUGUGUGAUCAAGACAAGAAGAAGAACUCUGCAAAAGUAACUAUUUAAUGUGUUGUCUAGUUUCCACGUAAACAAUUGUAGAUAUAUGUUGACAGUGUGUGUAAUUUAUUAAAUUAAGUUAAUUACAUUGUAAAAUUGAAAAUUUUUAAUAUAAAUUUUUCACUGAG
Messenger RNA from Zophobas morio, 2484 nucleotides. RefSeq names its product modular serine protease-like. The record is from RefSeq and is a predicted model, not a curated record. The transcript is spliced from 12 exons. The coding region runs from base 33 to 2285 and encodes 750 amino acids. Gene Ontology annotation, biological process: proteolysis. Gene Ontology annotation, molecular function: serine-type endopeptidase activity; serine-type endopeptidase inhibitor activity. Lineage: Eukaryota; Metazoa; Arthropoda; Insecta; Coleoptera; Tenebrionidae.